CAGAAAACAAUAACGAACAGUGAUCAUUUCAACGUAUUCAAAUCCGCAUCUGUCUUCUCAAUAGUUGUUUGCUGACAUCCCUUCAACAAAUAAUUCCUUUUACAGACACAUACUGAACGGAUUUAGCGACCACGACUCCCACGACUCCCAGCACCUUUUGGUCCGUCAAGGGGCCUCUUAUUCAAUCGUCUAGACCCAGACACGAUGUCAGUGCCCUACGAGGCCCAUAAUUCUCCACCACCGCCGCCCCCGAAGCAUGCCUCAUCUUCGUCUUCCGGCAAAAAGGCAAAGCAAAAACGACCAUCUUCCUCGAAUGGCACUCCCGAUCAAAGCUCGGCAACGGCGGUAAGGGCUUUCUCGGCUUGCCGGAACUGCCGGAACAAGAAGGUGAAAUGCCUUCCUGGACCACCCCUUCCCAGUUCGAGUAUCACUUUGCCAGCAUCUCCGACUUCUCUGGAAAAUCCCGGGGCGAACCUAGGACCUUGUCAACAAUGUCUUCAAUCUGGUGCCGAGUGCAUUUAUCCCCCGACUAGAGAUAGAGCUGCGUACAGCAGACAAUAUGUGGCGAAUUUGGAAACAAGGGUACAAAGUCUUGAGAUGGUGCAGGCGAGAUUGAUGCCUUUACUCGAAACUUUCGAGGCGAGUACGCAUAGCGGAAAGCCGAUGCCUAUGCCGCUUCCUCCGGUACCGGCCAGAAGGACUGAAACACCAGCUCAAGAGAUGAAUGAAGACGUCGAAGAAGGAGAGGAUGAGAUUCCCGAGGAUAGCGCGAUGCAACCUGCUUCAGACAGUGAAGAUGCUGGUCAGAUCACACAAGAUGAUAGGGGAAACUAUCGAUGGAUAGGUUCGUCGAAUACACUUUCUCUUCUUGACUCCUUCUCUGGUCGGCAAUUAGCAAGUGGUCGACCAUUGCCUUCUCGUACGCAAUCAUCUACAACCCAAAUGGAUGCAGCCAUUUCCAGGGAUCGCACACCGUCAAACAUCGCGUCUACUCCUACUCGAGAAUCAAAUCCUUAUUUUGGUCCAGUGGCUGGUUCAGGUGUCGUCAAAGCCUUACCUCCUGUUGAUGAGGUGCAGUAUCCUUCUGCAGAGAAGUCACUGGAAAUGGUCGAUGCUUUCUUUCAAGAGGUGCAUCCUUGCUUACCUGUCCUUUUGGAACACGAAUUUAGAAGAGAUUUCCGGGCGCUGAUGGAGGCAAGGGCCAGAGGUAAUCUCUCGUGGGGCGGUGGAUUUAUUUCAGUCGUGUUUGCCAUAUUUGCCCUGGGUGAAAGAGUAAUUGUCACAUCAAGAGCGUGGAGGAGAGAAAUGGCUAAGGCUGAAGGUGAUGAUGAUGAUCAUGAGACUGUCUUGCCUGGUGAGGCAGAGGCCGGUGUAAUCUGGUAUGAGAGAGCUCAAAUCUUACAUUACACCACUUUAAAAGACGUCAACAUCCACCAGGUCCAAUGCCUUACUCUUCUCGCUGCAUUCCAAGCAAGUGUAAAUGCUAUGCCCAUGUCAUGGCUUCUUGCCGGACAGGCUAUCCGUGUAGCUCAAGACUUGGGUUUACAUCGAUCAACCGCCCGGCUUCCCUUAUCGUUUGCAGAAAAACAGCUGCGUUCACGAUGUUGGUGGGCCAUCUACGGUUUGGAGAGGAUGAUGUCAAUUUCUCUCGGCCGGCCGCUGGGUGUGGAUGAUCUUGAUGUGGAUGUAGCAUACCCGCUGGAGGUUGACGAUGCCGUGCUGGAGAAGAUGGCGAUGGAGAACCUGCAAGCUUUACCGCCUGAAUUCGAGAAAGAGCCCGAGGCUUCGACAAUGAGUGGGUUCAUCGCGCUCACAAAGCUCUGCAAGAUUGCUGGGCGAGUUGUGCAUCUGCUCUAUCGGCCUUCAAAUGGAAGGUCGGUGAGUGAUCCUUCGUGGGCGGUACAGCAGCAGAAUGCGAUCAAUAAAUUAGACAAGUUACUUAGAGAUUGGUUAGCAAACGACGUGCCUUCAAAAUACAAAGAUCCUUCAGAAACGCAUUCGGUAUCCCUUCUUUCCGCCAUUUUAUCCAACUCUUACUUUACUGUUCUCGUCACCCUUCACCGAAACUUCUUGCCCUCAUCACCCGAUUAUCCUCGACCUAAACCUCCUCCCUCUUCUCAGUCGCUCGCUCAUUGCGUCGACGCUGCCAGAUCUGUCAUCCACAUCGCCUCUCAAUCUCGCACCCUCGUACCACCCUCUCAUCAUCUUGCAAUGUAUUGUCAAUACUUGUGGUCGUCAGCAGUCAUCCUGCUGUUAUGUGAGAUCCAAGCGAGAGAUGAAGUGGUCAUCGAAGCGGUCGGUUCGCAGGUGGAGGCUUGUAGGAAGUGCUUACAGGCUUUGGAACCUGUUUGGCCUGGGUCAAAAAAGUUGAAGGAAUUGUUAAACGAUGUGGCCAGUCGUGCGAAAGAAGUGAUGGUUUCAAAGUCAUCAGACAAAAAGCGCAAGUCAUCUGCGCAUAAGGACAAGGACAGAGAGAGGCAGAUGCUACAUCCUUCCCAAAACCAUCAGUCUCGACCGUCAACCGACUCGCCUAUCCCGCAGCACGCUGAGAAUCAGUGGCCGUCUCACUCUGUUUCUCCACCAGAGAAGAGACAACGUGUGUUUGAACUUUCUGACACUCGCACAGCUUCGAAUGAGGAUGAACCGGCUCAAAACCCCCAAGCAUAUUAUUCAGUGUAUCCUAUGACCACGCCGAUAACGUCUCAGGCUUCACUCCAGUUUACUGAGCCAAUGCCUACUUAUGAUAUGGUAUUCGACCUUGGAGGAGUCACCUUUGACGGAUUAGAGUUGUUGCAAGGCUUUAGCGGGGGCGCUUCCAAUUUUUGGAAUAACUUCAACUUUGGCAUGGAUGGAGCUGGCAAUGGUAGCGCUUCUGGAGGCUCUGCGCCAGUGGCAAGAACCGGGCAGCAAUUCCUGCCCUCUGGUCAAUUGACACCCAACUCUAAUGGUGACGGUUCGAGGCCUUCGUCAUCCAGCUGGCAAGGGCAGCUAUCACGGAUGGUCAGCCAGAAUGGGCAGCAGUAUGUGCAAGGACAGGGACAGGAUGGAUAUAACGGCGCAGGGAGUGGAAGCGGUGGCGUUGGGACGCCUAAUGCGCAUCGGGGAGCAACAUUCUGGGAGCAAGUGACUGGGAGUACAUUCGACUGGCAGGCAGACCCAAAUGUGCCUUUCAACAUCUAGCUUCGAAUUCAUUUACUGCAUCCGUAUCUUCAAAUCAUACUUAUUGUAUUUUAGAUUUGUAUAAUUUGUGAUUCUG
Messenger RNA from Cryptococcus deneoformans JEC21, 3256 nucleotides. RefSeq lists its product as hypothetical. NCBI's taxonomy places the organism in Eukaryota, Fungi, Basidiomycota, Tremellomycetes, Tremellales, Cryptococcaceae. Gene Ontology annotation, biological process: regulation of DNA-templated transcription; DNA-templated transcription. The transcript is spliced from 4 exons. The record is from RefSeq and is a predicted model, not a curated record. Gene Ontology annotation, molecular function: DNA binding; zinc ion binding; DNA-binding transcription factor activity, RNA polymerase II-specific. Bases 205 to 3180 code for a protein of 991 amino acids.